Molecule: messenger RNA, 4438 nt
Organism: Neomonachus schauinslandi (Hawaiian monk seal)
Lineage: Eukaryota; Metazoa; Chordata; Mammalia; Carnivora; Phocidae
Gene: TLK1
Product: tousled like kinase 1
Exons: 21
Coding region: 473-2851 (792 amino acids)
Biological process (GO): intracellular signal transduction; peptidyl-serine phosphorylation; chromosome segregation
Cellular component (GO): nucleus
Molecular function (GO): protein serine/threonine kinase activity; ATP binding
Source: RefSeq, a predicted model, not a curated record
UCCCGCGGCCGCCGCCGCUACCGGAGGCGCAGGAGCCUCGCGAUAGUGUUUGCACAGGCGGCGCGUGACGCCGCCGCCGCCUGUAACUGAUGCAGAGGUUACCCCGCCGCCUCAGCCGCCACCCACCGCCCGCCGCCGCCGCCGCCACCCAAGCGACGCCGGGGGCCGACGCACUGCAGAGGUGCCGGCAGGUUCCGCUCGCGGAAGUGUCCUCGGCCGGCGCAGCCCGCGCUCCGCCUGCACUCCAGCGGGCGCCCCCUCGACGCCUCCGCCGCCGCGCUUCUUCCCUCCGCCUCUUCCCCGGCGCGCCCGCCUGCUCCCUCGCUUCUCCCCCUUUUCCUCCUCCCCGUCCCCUCUCCUCCCCUCACCUCUUCCCCCCCUACCUCCCCCCCUUCUCGGUUUCCUCCCCCAUCCCCUUGACUCUCCCCUCCCUGCCCUCGCUCCCUCGCUCGCCCUCAGCGCGGCCCCCGCCAUGACGGAGGCGGGUGCCGGUGCCGUUGCCGCCGCUGCCGUCGCAGGGGGGGGAGUCGGGUUCCCAGAAAGUAGCUUGAUGAGUGUCCAAAGUAGCAGUGGAAGUUUGGAGGGGCCGCCAUCUUGGUCCCAGCUCUCCACGUCUCCAACCCCGGGCUCGGCGGCGGCGGCCAGGUCCCUGCUGAAUCACACGCCGCCAUCCGGGAGGCCCAGGGAAGGUGCAAUGGAUGAGCUUCAUAGUCUGGAUCCAAGAAGGCAAGAAUUAUUGGAAGCUAGGUUUACAGGAGUUGCAAGUGGGAGCACUGGAAGCACUGGCAGUUGCAGUGUUGGAGCAAAAGCCUCAACAAAUAAUGAAAGUUCUAAUCACAGUUUUGGAAGCUUGGGAUCUUUAAGUGACAAAGAAUCUGAGACACCAGAGAAGAAACAAUCGGAAUCAUCCAGAGGAAGAAAGAGAAAAGCAGAAAACCAGAAUGAAAGUAGUCAGGGAAAAAGUAUUGGGGGACGUGGCCACAAAAUUAGUGACUAUUUUGAAUACCAAGGUGGGAAUGGCUCAAGUCCAGUAAGAGGCAUACCUCCUGCGAUCCGUUCUCCUCAAAAUUCACAUUCACAUUCCACUCCUUCUUCAUCUGUUCGACCGAAUAGCCCUUCUCCUACUGCAUUAGCUUUUGGGGACCACCCUAUUAUACAACCAAAGCAGUUAUCCUUUAAAAUUACUCAGACUGAUCUCACAAUGCUGAAAUUAGCAGCAUUAGAAAGUAAUAAAAACCAGGACCUGGAAAAGAAGGAAGGUCGUAUAGAUGACUUGCUCAGGGCUAACUGUGAUCUCAGACGGCAGAUAGAUGAACAACAAAAAUUACUUGAAAAAUACAAAGAACGAUUAAAUAAGUGCAUAUCAAUGAGCAAGAAGCUGCUUAUUGAAAAGAGUACACAAGAAAAACUGUCAAGCAGAGAGAAGAGUAUGCAAGACCGAUUACGCCUUGGGCACUUCACAACAGUUAGACAUGGUGCUUCAUUUACUGAACAAUGGACAGAUGGUUUUGCAUUUCAGAAUCUUGUGAAGCAGCAAGAAUGGGUGAAUCAGCAAAGGGAAGACAUUGAAAGGCAAAGGAAACUUCUAGCCAAACGCAAACCUCCCACAGCUAAUAAUUCUCAGGCACCCUCUACCAAUUCUGAACCAAAACAAAGGAAAAACAAAGCAGUCAAUGGAGCAGAGAAUGAUCCCUUUGUUAGACCCAAUUUACCACAACUGUUGACUUUGGCAGAAUAUCAUGAACAGGAAGAAAUUUUCAAACUUAGACUAGGACAUCUCAAAAAGGAAGAGGCAGAAAUCCAGGCAGAACUUGAACGUUUGGAAAGAGUCAGAAAUCUUCACAUUCGAGAGCUCAAAAGAAUAAAUAAUGAAGAUAAUUCGCAGUUCAAAGAUCACCCAACGUUAAAUGAAAGAUACUUGUUACUUCAUCUGCUUGGUAGAGGUGGCUUUAGUGAAGUGUAUAAGGCUUUUGACCUCUAUGAACAAAGAUACGCUGCUGUGAAGAUCCACCAGCUUAAUAAAAGCUGGAGGGAUGAGAAGAAGGAAAACUACCACAAACAUGCCUGCAGAGAGUAUAGAAUACACAAAGAACUGGAUCACCCUAGGAUAGUUAAACUCUAUGAUUAUUUCUCCUUGGAUACAGAUACGUUUUGUACAGUAUUAGAGUACUGUGAAGGCAAUGACUUGGAUUUCUAUCUGAAGCAACAUAAAUUAAUGUCAGAGAAGGAAGCUAGGUCUAUUGUAAUGCAAAUUGUAAAUGCACUAAGAUAUCUCAAUGAAAUCAAACCCCCUAUUAUACAUUAUGAUCUUAAGCCAGGAAACAUCCUUCUGGUAGAUGGCACAGCAUGUGGAGAAAUCAAAAUCACUGAUUUUGGUCUAUCCAAGAUCAUGGAUGAUGAUAGCUAUGGUGUAGAUGGAAUGGAUCUAACUUCUCAAGGGGCAGGCACUUACUGGUAUUUACCUCCCGAGUGUUUUGUAGUUGGAAAAGAACCACCAAAGAUUUCCAACAAGGUUGAUGUGUGGUCAGUCGGCGUCAUUUUCUUUCAGUGUCUUUAUGGUAGAAAGCCAUUUGGUCACAAUCAAUCACAACAAGACAUUCUUCAAGAAAAUACAAUAUUAAAAGCCACAGAAGUCCAGUUCCCUGUAAAACCAGUUGUAAGCAGUGAAGCAAAGGCCUUUAUAAGACGCUGUCUGGCCUACCGAAAAGAAGAUCGGUUUGAUGUGCACCAACUGGCAAAUGACCCAUACCUUCUCCCGCAUAUGAGAAGAUCAAAUUCUUCAGGAAACUUACACAUGGCUGGGCUUACAGCAUCCCCUACACCCCCUUCUUCAAGCAUAAUUACUUACUGAUUUUCCUCCAAAAUUGGCAUGAUAUCUUUGAAUUGCUUCCAGAUACACACUUGAGUUUGAGAGCAUUUGAUUGUUUUCUGUUGUUUCCUUUUUCACACAGGACAUGGUUGAAAACUAUUUGUGAACUGAAGUUCUUCAUAGCGUCAUUUGUAUGAGAGUGGAUCAUGGACAAUGAAUAAAAUGUACACUUUUGACUAUGACCUUGAACAGUGAAGGAUGACUGACUGCCUGUUGCACAGAAACAGGAAUACCAUGUUAAGAAAAAUUGUUUGGGGGAACACUGUAAAUAACGUUUAUAAUACUUAAAUACAUUUGGUUGUUUAACUAGAGAGUUCUAAUAUGAAGGGUAGUUUUUCAUUAUUUAAAAACACAUGGAAAAAAUAUUUCUAACACAAGAACUAUAGUGCCUGGAUACAUUCUUCAGCAUUCAGCAGUUAAUCUGCUGAAACCAAAGUAAGAACUGAAUGACAUUUGUGUUUUAUAGAAUGUGAGAGUUAGAAUCUUUGGACUUUUGGACAGUUAGAUUUUGUCACUUGCCUAUUCUGGCUUUUACCAAGUUGUACCUCAAAACUGCGUGUCCGUUUGUUUUUUUUUUUUUCCCACUAGUCAUAUUAACAGGAGAGCUGUUAUUUCUAGAUACUUUACACCUUUGACAAAUGAGCUGCUUGUUUUAAAAAUCAGUUGAAUUCACUAAAUAUCUCUGGUGUUUUCAACAUGUUUGAAUUAAGAUAUUUUCCCUUUGUUACCAGGCCUUGUUCAUAAACAAGUGACAGUAUGUAACCAAAUGCAGAUCAGACCAGUUCUAUGCAGGAUAAUGAUAAAUUCCCUUCUAGCUCUAUUGUAAAUUGUUGUACAGAUGUUGUAUUACAGUUACCAGUUUCAGCAGCUUAUUCUUGUACAAAUGUUUAAAAAUAUGGCUUUUCUAAUUGGAUAUUGUAUUUUUUUUAAGUCUUCUUGAAGGCGCUUUAAUUGCUGCUAAAUGAUGUUGCUUCUUUGCUAAAAAAAUCUAAUGACCUCCUUAAAGGUGCAAGUUGACUGUACAUAUGUCAUAGAGAGAUAUUAAAGGCUGGCAUUAAUUAACAAUCAAGGCAUGUAAAAAUGAUCCAUCUUGGACAUAUAGGGUUCACUAAAUCAGAUUCUUGGGUUCUAGGGCUGGGGAGCACAUAGAUAACUAGAUUUAUAAAUUGUUCAUGUUUAUCCUACAUUUCUAGAAGGUUCUUGCCAGAAAGGUGAGACGGUCCCCAUAAAUAAGUUUCUUGUGGUUUGUACAGAUUUGUUAAAAUGUGAACAUUUUCUAACUGCCUUGUAUGGUAGAAACCAUUAUUUUUCAGGAUGUUAUAUUUUACUCCUGUAAGAAUUAUUUGUCACAUUCAUAAUGCUGAUACUUACAUGUAAGUUGUCCAUGUUGCCGAAAAAGGAGGUGAUAACCACAGAUUCUCCUUAAUAUUGUACAGUUAAACUGUGGCUCUUAUUUCUCAUGUUGCAAGCCAUUUUGUUUCAUUGUACAUAUAGACACAUUGUCUCUUUAAGAUGCUGCUGAAAUUGUAGAGAAUGUAGCCAAAACAGUAAUAAACAAUGACAAUUAAA